Messenger RNA from Leptosomus discolor (cuckoo roller), 2432 nucleotides. The record is from RefSeq and is a predicted model, not a curated record. NCBI's taxonomy places the organism in Eukaryota, Metazoa, Chordata, Aves, Leptosomiformes, Leptosomidae.
AUUUGAAGAACAGAAGCAUGCUUUCCACUGAGACUUACACUACCAUUUGUGAUACAGAAUGUCUCUAAGUGAGAAGAAUAGUGUGGUUUUUGCAUAUGAAUCUUCAGUACACAGUACCAAUGUACUUCUCAGUCUUGAUGAUCAGAGAAAGCAAGAUAUUCUUUGUGAUGUUACUAUUUUAGUGGAAGAUCAGCGAUUCCGGGCUCACAAAGCUGUGCUUGCAGCUUGCAGCAGUUACUUCCUUUCAAGAAUUGUGGGCCAGGUGGAUGCUGAUCUUAUCAUCACUUUACCGGAAGAGGUGACACUUAAAGGAUUUAGUCCUUUGCUUCAGUUUGCGUACACAUCUAAACUUAUUUUAAAUAAAGACAAUGUCUCUGAAGUUUGCAAAUGUGCUGAAUUUUUGGGUGUACACAACAUUGAAGAGUCUUGCUUUCAGUUUCUCAAAUUCAAAUUUUUGGACUUGAAAUUGGAUCAGCAAGAAUGUCCUAGGAAGAAGUACUGUACACAGCGUUGUCAGAAAACAAACCCUAAAAUUGGCAGUGUGGAUGAUGGAGACCUAGAAGUAGAUGAUGAAGCAGAAGAACUUUCAGAAAAGGAAUGUAUUCAAACUCCUGACGCAAAGCAUUGUAAAGAUGAAGAGAAUGCUAAAUCAUUGCCUGUUCUCCAAGAUAAUGCCAAUCAAACGUGUGAUCCUGUACAUUUAGAAAGGGGUAGUGUUUCCAGCUUAUCUUCCCAAUGCCCAAAGUAUAGGAAAUUCCAGAAAGCUUUUGGAAAUGACAAAGUUCAUACUUCAGAGUCCAAUUCCAGUAUUAAAGACAUUCAGGUGCCACCAAUUGCAACUUUUCUUAAGAAGGAAGUAUCUGAUAAUGAUGGCAUACAAAAAGCUCAGGAGUGUGUACCUAUGCAGCUGGUCUCAAAAUGUGAAGAGACUCAGGUAAAAAUGGAAGAAGGGCAGGAAGACAUUGAGAAAAAAGAAGAGUCAAAGAGAGAAUCUGUGACUCGGAAUGUGUCGUGUCCUAUGGAGAAAAUGGAUCUUGUUGCUUUCCCCCAAAACUCUGCUGCACCUCAUGGACUCAAUUCUGUGUCUUUUUUACAAACUUGUGAGCAAUAUGGUAACUUGAAUUUCAGUAGUAUGCAAAACAACACAGUCUUAGCUGAAAAAACUGUGACAGGUACUGGAGUUGCGAAUGACAAAAUUGAAGGUCAAGAUGACUCACCUUCAAAGGUCGAUUUGUGCACUAGGGAAGCCACUAGCAUUACAUCAGCUGGUGAUCGAAGCAGCGUGGAGAGAGAGGUGGCAGAACAUCUGGCAAAAGGGUUCUGGAGUGAUAUUUACAGCACAGAAGCCUGUCAAAUACAUUUACCACCUGCAGCGCCAAAAGAGUGCUUGGAGCCAGUAUAUUCGGGGAAAAAAUCAGAGUGUCCGUGGCUGGGUAUCAGGAUCAGUGAAAGCCCUGAACCUUGCUCUCAGCGAACUUUUACAACAUUGAGUUCUGUCAACUGCCCCUUUAUAAGCAACCUUAGUACUGAAGGAUGCUCCAACAGCUCUGAAAUAAGCGGUGGAGAUUAUGUCCAGGGACAGCAACAAGAACAGUGUCCCUAUAAUUAUGUGAUAAGUUUGGGAGAGGAUUCGGAAACUGACACUGAGGGAGACAGUGAAUCCUGUUCAGCGAGAGAACAGGAAUGUGAGGUAAAACUGCCAUUUAAUGCACAAAGGAUUAUCUCACUUUCCAGAAAUGACUUCCAGUCAUUUCUGAAAAGGCAUAAAUUAACUCCUGAACAAUUGGACUGUAUUCAUGAUAUCCGAAGACGAAGUAAAAAUAGAAUUGCAGCACAGCGAUGUCGUAAGAGAAAACUUGACUGCAUACAAAAUCUUGAAUCUGAAAUUGAAAAACUGCAAAAUGAGAAGGAGAACUUGCUGAAGGAAAGAAACCACAUUUUGUCAACUCUGGGUGAGACAAAGCAGAAUCUGGCUGGACUUUGCCAGCAGGUGUGUAAGGAAGCAGCCUUGAGUCACGAGCAAAUACAAAUACUUGCAAAAUACUCUUCUUCAGAUUGCCCGCUUUUGCUUUUAUUCCCGGAGAGAGACCGAACAGCUCCAUCUGAUAGUGAGCCUGUGAUACCAACUUUUAUAGAAUUAGCAGAUGGCCUUUCAGGUGUUACAACUACAAAUGAGCAGAGCUCUUGCUAUCAGUGUGUGAAAAGUGUGUGUGAUGCAACAUACAAUCAAGUACAAGAGCUGCAUCCCGUUUCUUCAAGAACAUUAGAGAAAACUUCGCUUGUGGAACAGUGUGGACAGAGCGGUGGUAUCGCAGACUUCUGUCAGCAAAUGACUGACAAGUGCACUACAGAUGAGUGAAUCUAUUUUCUUCCUAUUGCCAGCCUCUCAACAUUCUGCCUCUCUCUGCAACUAAAAGUGAGAUUGAGUAUUA